GCGGAGGUACCGGGGCUGCUGUGCUGGGCGCUCCUGCCCAGCCCGGGCGGUGCGGCGCUGCCGUGGUCUGGGCUCGCCCCGGGCCGGGGGAGGGCCCCUGCGGGGGCGCAGCUGCCGCUGGCCCGGGCGGGUGUGGGUCCUGACAUGUGCUCCCUUCUCGCAGGCUCCGGCUGACCGCGGGGCGCGGGGCGAGCCGCGGCGGGGCUGGGCUGUGCCGGCGCUGCCCCCGGCGCUGUAGGGCCCAGCGUUUGCUAUCUCUGCGAAGCUACAAGCGGCAGAUGCUCGGAGGAGAUGCCUACGUAACACACGUUGCCAGCAAUUGUACUAAAUACUUUGCUGCUGAACCAGUUACUCAGGUACCCAGCCUGUCUCUGUUGCUAUGGGAGAUUGGAAGACUGUUACUGUGCCGGUGCUGUCACCAGAUAGCAAAAAUACACUUCCAUAUACCUCAGAAAGAAAGAGAUCUCCUACAAGCAUGAGCUCACAAGUGCUACGCGUGUCACUGCCUUCAUCCAAAAACAUGCACAGCUUUUUCGGUGCCUUCUGCACAGAAGAGAAUAUUGAACAGAGUAUAUCCUAUAUUGAUAGGGAAUUGACAACAUUGGGAUUUCCUUCCAUUUAUGCAGAGUCCAGAGGAAAAGAAUUAAAUUUAAUAUCUAUCAUAAAUUGCAUGAAUGGAUUGCUUGUACUGCAGCACAAGAACCUUCGAGCUCAGGAAGAAGUAGAAAUGCAGCAUCUGAAACUGGGAAGUGAUAUGGAUCACUUACAGAACUGCUAUGCUAAGUUAAAGGAACAGUUGGAAUUAUCUAAAAGGGAAGUAGUUGGGCUUCAGGAAAGAGACAGACAACUGCAAAGCAAGAACAGAAAUUUGCACCAGUUACUUAAAAAUGAAAAGGAUGAAGUCCAGAAGUUGCAGAACAUAAUUUCAAGUAGAGCUACACAAUACAAUCAUGAUAUGAAGAGGAAGGAGAGAGAAUAUAACAAAUUAAAGGAACGCUUACAUCAGUUAGUCAUGAAUAAAAAAGACAAAAAGUUAGCUAUGGAAGUUCUAAAUUAUGUUGGUAGAGCUGAUGGGAAGAGAGGUGCAUGGAGGACUGAUAAGACAGAAGCCAGAAAUGAAGAAGAAAUGUACAAAGUUCUGUUAAGUGAUUAUGAACAACGCCAAAAACAGCUUUUACUGGAAAAUGCUGAGCUAAAGAAAGUUCUUCAGCAAAUGAAGAAAGAUAUUAUUUCACUUCUUCCACCACAGAAACAAAAACCUAAAGAAAGAUCUGAAGAUGGGCUGGUGCUGUCAGACCAGGAGGAAGAUAUUGGAGAAUUAAAUAAAGAGAAUAUGUGGGAAUUAUCUUGUGAAACUGUGAGAGAACAGCUUACCAACAGCAUUAGAAAACAGUGGCGAAUAUUGAAAAAUCACGUUGAAAAGCUGGAUAACCAAGUGUCACGUGGACAUUCAGGAGUUUUGAAUGAAAAAGAUGUCAUUUCAAGAGCAGACCAUGAGCUAGAAACUGAAAAGCUAGAGUUAGAGAUUCAACAAUGUAAAGAAAUGAUCAAAACUCAGCAACAGCUUUUACAGCAACAGCUUACGUGUGAUGAUGAUGACACCACUCUGUUACUACAAGACUGCUAUUUGUUGGAAGAAAGAGAGCGUCUUCAGGAAGAAUGGAGACUAUUUCGAGAACAAAAAAAGAAUUUUGAGAAGGAACGAAAAAGUUUUACAGAAGCUGCUAUUAGAUUAGGACUUGAGAGAAAGGCAUUUGAAGAAGAUAGAGGAGCAUGGCUGAAGCACCAGUUCUUAACUAUGACUGCUGAUUGCAAGUCUGAAAAUGUGACAACUCCAAGUGCCUUCUUAAGAAGUUCUGACCCAGAUGUUUGUUUAGUGAAGUCUGCAUCUCGGCAAAAAAAAACUCCCUCUGUGUUAAGUCCUACUGUUUCACCAGAACCGUGCCAGAUAGCUCAGUAUAUUACACAAAACAGCAUUGCAUCAGAAAAACCUGCUGCACAUAACAUGCCAAAUCUGUGUGUGGAAAGUGAUGACAAAGAAGAAACUGAAGAAUGCACAAAGUCAUGGGAAGACUCUGGAGUUGGCACUCUGCUGUGCAGAAACUUGCUCAUGGAACAGCUGCCUUAGACUUCUAGGGUUGCCUGCUGGGAUUUUUGUUAGAGACUUGUUCAUAAACUUAUCAUUCUAAAUGAAACAGAAUGCUGUGAGUUUGAUCAUUCUUCUAGAGGAUUAUGUGGUGAUCUGAAUUGUGGUGUGUUUCUGUGUGUGCACAUGGCUUUUAUUUUUUAGACCACUUUUUGCCUCUUUCUUGCAACUCUUGAAAGAAAACUUAAAAAUAUAUAAAAGCUUUGAUAUUUUUCUAGUAACAGAAGCUCUAAUUCUGUGAAUAAAGCAAUGGUCUGAAACUUUGACUGUAAUGAAAUACUGGAUCCUAAUGUUACCUUUCAUCACAGGCAGAGAUAGCACUUUUAGAAAUUGUUUAAUUAUUGGAAACAUUCAUUUAUGUCUCAAGUGUAACUGGCAUUAAAUCCUCUUUUGCCUCGACUUGAAUGUAAAGUAUACUGUAGAUUUUUAACAAAACAGGUUCUAUAUUUAUUGUGUGAUUUGAAAAUACCUCUUUGAUAUAUUAAUGAUUUAAAGUGCAAAAUCUUUAUAUAUUUGUAAAUAGAACAAGUGGUUAUGCUGAGAAACCAUGAAAUGAAACAUGCAUACAUAAAUAUUAUUUUACAUGGCAUUUUAAAUUGUUUUAUAGUGAUACUCAGUUUACAGAUCCAUUAGGGCUUUCAAUGGUUCAGUCAGGAACCAAAGUAUUUCAAAUGUGAACAAUAAACGUG
Molecule: messenger RNA, 2835 nt
Organism: Poecile atricapillus (Black-capped chickadee)
Lineage: Eukaryota; Metazoa; Chordata; Aves; Passeriformes; Paridae
Gene: SSX2IP
Product: SSX family member 2 interacting protein
Exons: 14
Coding region: 380-2128 (582 amino acids)
Source: RefSeq, a predicted model, not a curated record